Molecule: messenger RNA, 285 nt
Organism: Scutellospora calospora
Lineage: Eukaryota; Fungi; Glomeromycota; Glomeromycetes; Diversisporales; Gigasporaceae
Source: the annotation of a GenBank genome assembly
AUGGAAAUACAUGCCAAACAACUUAACUUAGAUACAGGCGAAGCCUGUGGUAUUGUAGAAGUUGAGGAGAACAAUAAUUUCAGUUGGAAUCCUGAUACUGAAAUUAAUGAGAGAAAAGAAAGUGUUAGUAAAGGAAAUACAGACAUAAACCUUAUCUCACCUGAAGAGAUGGAAACCAAGGCUAAGACUACAGAAAAAGAAGAUCUUGAAUUAUUAAAUGAGCCUAUAAAAGUAGAUUCUGGAGGUGUAUUAGCAAAGACAAAAUCACAAGAACCUAGAAAACCU